CCGAAAAACUCUCCAACUGGGGUGCCCAAAAAGCGUCGAAAUCGUCGAAAUAUAAGUGACUCACAACUCUCCGAAAUUACGUAACAAUGAUAAUAAACGGAACAGUAAGACCGGGCAGGUACGGGUGUGAUUGUUGAGACAACCUAAAACCAAAACUCUGAAGCAAAAAUGCAGUGAUACUCUAAUUCUGACUAUGAGAACUCGACAACCAAAUAAACCAAGAGCACGUGUGUCCUCCCGCCAAAAAUGCCGAAACUCUGGUCAUACUUCGUAUUCCUCCUCUGGGUAUCCUACCUGAUGGCCGGAGGCCUCUUCCUCUUCAUCGACGGAUUCUUCUUGACCCGCAUCUCCCGCCCCGAGAAAACCAACUGCACCCCCUGUCUCUCCUGUUCCCCAGAGUCCCUCCUAGAGAACCUCACUUCCUUCCCAGACAUCUGCUUGCCGCCCAGAGCGCGAGUUGUUCUCCUGGUGAUCGACGCACUGAAAUAUGACUUCCUGAAGUGGACAGACAGCCCUCCAGACGUUAACUUCCACCGGAACAAAGUUCCAAUCGUCCACAGACUCCUGACAGAGGAGCCCACCAAUGCCAGACUAUUCAAGAGCAUCGCGGAUCCCCCGACGACGACGAUGCAGAGGAUAAAGGCCUUGACCACUGGAACCCUCCCCACCUUUAUCGACAUCAGUUCAAGCUUCUCAACGGGAGAGAUCGACGAGGACAAUCUGAUCGAACAGAACAACAAAAAUGGCGUCGUCUUCAUGGGCGACGACACCUGGACAGGAUUAUUCCCAGAUAAAUUUCUGAGACAAUUUCCUUCCCCCUCAUUCAACGUUUUUGAUCUAGAUACAGUGGAUCGUGACGUCAGAAAUCGAAUAUUCUUCGAACUCCAGAGAAAAGACUGGUCUUUGUUGGUGGCACAUACCCUGGGGGUGGAUCAUUGCGGUCACAAACACGGACAGAAUCAUCCUGAGAUGAUCAGAAAGCUGAAUGAGACGAACGAACUGAUCAAUGAGAUUGUUCAGGUUCUCGAUAAUCACACGGUUCUGUUCGUCGUUGGGGACCACGGAAUGACGGAAUCCGGGGACCACGGCGGGGAUUCCCCCAGCGAGGUGGAAGCUGCCAUGUUUGUUUACUCGAAGCGACCUCUGCAGGAUCAAACUCAGAUGGAGAACUUUAGAACUGUCAAUCAGGUGGACAUUGUCCCGACGUUUUCGGCUAUUUUGGGGACGCCUAUUCCGUUUUCUAAUAUUGGAGCUGUUAUACUUGAUGCUUUGCCGAAAUUCAGGAAUGGAACGGUUUCGGAGCAUCCUUGGUAUACGGUGAACGCUGUGUGGAGGAACGUUGUCCAGACGAAAAGGUACAUCGAAGCUUACUCAUCGGACACCUAUCUAUUCACCGAAGAGAAGCUAGAAACGCUUGACAAACUCUACAAAGACCUCCAGGAGCACCUGAAGAACAUGACAGACAACAAGAGUCUCCACACCUUCCUAGAAACCUCCACCACCUACUUCAAGUACCUUCGAGACUCGUGCCUCGAAAUCUGGGUGCAGUUCGACGCGAACCUGAUGUCCCAGGGUCUCGUCCUCUCCUUCUGCAUCCUCUUCUUCAUGUACCUGAUCCUGACUGGAAUCCCCCAAGCCAGAAUGCUGAAGAUCCUAGAAUCAUCAUUCCUCCGGAUCUCCCUCGCUGGAAACCUCGCAGGAGCCUUCAUAGUCUACACCCUCUACUCCCUGAAAAUCCUAGAAGACUUCAAGAACACGAACUUCUUCGUCUCCGGAGUGAUCUCCGUGUCUCUCCUUGCGAUCCUCGUGAUCCAGAAUUGGGACGUCAUAUCAGACACGUGGUACACCAACUCCAAACACAAGAAAUACAACUACUUCCUGAGGGUGAUCCUGGGGCUGACUAUCUGCGGAUUAUUCUCCAACAGCUAUGUAGUGCACGAGGACAAGGUCCUCUCGUUCCUCCUGAUCACCCUCAUCUGGGUGCUGGUUUACACGAUCAAUGACGAGCCUGAGAACCUUGAGAAGAAGCACAAGAGGUCGAAGCCUUAUCAGCAGAGGAUCUUCUUGAUCACCUUGGGCUUCAUCAUCUCAGUGUCGAUCAGGGCCUCCAGCUACUUCUGGCGGUGCAGGGAGGAGCAACUGGGCGACUCCUGCACCACUGUCAUCCUGGGAAAGGUGGGGUCCAUGACGUCCAACAACUUCGAGAGAGUUCUUCUGAUUUUUACACUCGUUGGAUUGGCGUUGUACAUCACAAUCGUCAGGAUGUGGCUGUCCAACUGUGGUAACUUGUCUGGAUUCUCCCCCAGCACGACUUUGGCGAGGUACUGCCAUCCCCUGAUGGUGGUCUGCAUGGGGAGCUACUGGGUUAUUCAGAGAUUACCCAAAGAUCCUAGAAUCAAGUUUGUCUUUGCCUGGCAGAUGAACGGCUUUGCUCUCGUCGUCUACUGCUGUGUCAUUCUGGCUGUUGUUGUGAUAUUUGUUAAACCACUGCAAGUGUUUCUGCUGCCCAGGAAUCGAGACAGUCUCAAUGUUUAUCAGGGGGAGAACAUUGUUCCCAAGUUGUUUGAUAAAGUUAAGGAACUUUUUUAUAACAGAAAACGAGACGGGGAGGAUGAUAUUCCUGUGGUUUACGGGCUUGGGACUGUUUACAGUGCUGCUUUUGUAUCACUUGGGGUUUUUGGGAGUUUGAUUUAUGCAUUGCUGCUUGGAAACGUUCUAGCUCCAAGUGUCUUGCUGCUGGUGGUCACGGGGACUGUCGUGCUGGGGAUUGUUGCGGUGGAGAGGUUCAGGAAUGCUAAUGAUAUUAGUGAACUCAUGCACGUGCCGGACACAGCAAUUUUCUGCUGGUUCCUCAUUGCCGAGUAUUUCUUUUAUGGAACUGGGCAUCAACCGACGUUUCCGACCAUUUAUUGGGAUGCUGCGUUCGUUGGAACUGGAGGGCAUUACUAUGGAAAUAUUAUUCCAGCUGUUUUGAUAGGAAUAAAUACAUUUGGCUCACAUUUACUAAUGGGUCUGACUCUUCCCCUCUUGAUCAUCUCGCCAUUCACAAUUUUCGUGAUGAUUCCAAAAUUAGCGAAAGUGAAAUUCCGAGUUGACGAGGACAUGAAGAGAGGGGAAUUGAUUCUCUUCGACAAAGAUAGUGCAUUUCAGACUGCUGUGUUCAACACAUCAUCAAGAUACCUUCUCUUCCACGGAUUCCGAGUGUUCGCUUGCAUGUUUGCAGCGACGAUUCACUGUCGUCACCUCAUGGUCUGGAAGAUCUUCGCUCCAAAGUUGAUUUUCGAAGGGUUGAGCUUUCUCGUCACCCUCGGGAGCAUUCUCGCCUCAUUUUUCCUAGUUAUAAGGAUUGAUAAUCAAGUGGAGAAACUCAUAACUAGAGUGACGAAAGCCAGUGUUGCAGGUGACCGAUGGGGUUUCCACGGGCUAGGGGCUACUAGCCACUCAAGGCCUCACUGACUCGUAUAGAGCCGGAGGGGGUUGUUUGAUUGAUGUUUGGGGGAUUUCCAGCUAAAGAUAGUUUUGCGAGGGCAUUGUGUACAUACGCAUAUAUAUACAUAAGUUGUUAUUUACAUUCAAAGUUUAUAUAAGUCGCCACGCCGUUUUCCACGUCACUCUACUUUGCAUGAGAUUUGUACCAGCU
Messenger RNA from Diachasma alloeum, 3640 nucleotides. RefSeq names its product GPI ethanolamine phosphate transferase 3 (gene PIG-O). The record is from RefSeq and is a predicted model, not a curated record. Gene Ontology annotation, molecular function: mannose-ethanolamine phosphotransferase activity. The coding region runs from base 247 to 3456 and encodes 1069 amino acids. The transcript is spliced from 6 exons. Gene Ontology annotation, biological process: GPI anchor biosynthetic process. Gene Ontology annotation, cellular component: endoplasmic reticulum membrane. NCBI's taxonomy places the organism in Eukaryota, Metazoa, Arthropoda, Insecta, Hymenoptera, Braconidae.